Molecule: messenger RNA, 2279 nt
Organism: Polychytrium aggregatum
Lineage: Eukaryota; Fungi; Chytridiomycota; Chytridiomycetes; Polychytriales
Product: aspartic peptidase domain-containing protein
Exons: 7
Coding region: 465-2021 (518 amino acids)
Biological process (GO): proteolysis
Molecular function (GO): aspartic-type endopeptidase activity
Source: RefSeq, a predicted model, not a curated record
CCGGGGUGUCACCGCUGUGUGUUCCGCCAUCGGUUCAGAACGCAUCAGAGACAUACGAGAAACGCUCAUCAGGAAACUGUGAUGCGGAUGGACAGAUCGACGAUGGAGGCGGUCCUGGGCAGAUUUUGGAUCGAGGCAGCGACUCUCAGUGGCAAGGGAACCGGGUGCGAUAUCAGUGACUGUAGGCUGCUGUUGUAAGUGCAUUCAAAAUACGAAACAGCACAAGAGAGUCGCAGGGUAUCCAGCACAAGUUCUCGAGCCAGCUGACUCAUUCGCAGUUACGGCUUUCACGGACUUGAUUGGUUCACUGGGAGAUGCAGGUUGACACUGUGACAGAGAUGGCGGUGGCGAGGGGGGGGGAAGCGGUCAGCUGAUGUACAUGACUGGACAAGUGUUUCAUUUGGGCGGGGUUUGUGCGCGCCUACGGGCUUGCGCCUUUCCAAUUCUGGAGGACGCAACCAAGCAUGCGCUCUGGAUCGGCUCCCCUGUCUGGCGUCGAUAUCGGUGGCUCUCGCGAAUGGGGUCUGCCUGCUUGGGUCUGUCUCCAUCUCCGUUUGCGCUCCUGGGUUUUGCCGUCCACGAUGAGGCUAUCGGCCGCUUCUGCUCUGAUUCUCCCGUUGGCUGCUUGUUUGAUGACAGCCAGCGGACAGGCUUUUCCCUCUGGAAUAUCCGUCCCUAUUCGACGUGGCUAUCCUGGGUCGGAAACCCCUCCUUCGCUUCUGGAGCUGCAUGUUGCUGCCAGCCGAGCCGCCCAAGGCAGGUGGUCAAACAACGGGACAACUGCGCCAAGCUUUGUGGCGACCAACGAUUCGUCGUCGGCACCCUUGGAAAAUCUAUCCAACUUGGGUUAUUUCGCCACUGUCAGCAUCGGAACACCGGCCCAGCAGUUCACUGUUGACCUCGAUACUGGAUCCAACCGCCUGUGGGUCCGCGGCUCCAGCUGUCAAGCCUGUAUCAUCGUCCGAUCAAGCCCGCCGUACAUUCCGCAGCUGAGCUCAACCGCUCAGCUCACGACAGUCAUCGAGCCCCUGUCGUACGGGCUCGGGAGUGCCAGUGGAUACUUGGGAUAUGAAACCGUUGAAUUCUUGGGGUAUACAUCGACAAAGCAAAUCUUCAACGACGUCGCCCAAAUCGACCAGGUGUUCCAGCAGCAGAUCCGGAAUGGAAUGGAUGGAAUCUUGGGCCUUGCCUUCAAUGAAGAGGCGACUAACCCAACCCUUGCCUCCCAGGAAACAGUGAUCCAGGGUCUCAUGCGCAACGGGGCGAUUCAAAACCCCAUGUUUGCCUUUUGGCUCGAUGCAGUAUCACCGAACAGUGUCCAGGUCUCGGGCGGCGAGUUCACCUUGGGAGGGUACAACCCCGAGCGAUUUCAGGGCAGCAUCACCUGGCUCCCCGUCGACCUCAUUCCCGGUGUUCCAUAUCGCUACCACUGGGCCCAUCGUCUGACGGCCGUCAAGAUCGGCUCCAGAACCAUCAACACCAACACUUUUGGCAUUCUCGAUACCGGAACAUCGAUUAUGCUUGUCGACCAAGCCAGCUUCACCAACAUCAUUGUGCCUGGGCUUGGAAUCAACAUCUAUCCGAGGUCCAUCCAAGGACAAACCCUAUUCCUGGUCAACUGCCGCGAUGUCAAGCCUUCGCUCCCAGACAUUGUCAUUUACCUCCAGGACAAGCCCUUCCCGGUUUCUCACCAGCAGUACAUCAAAUACGAUCCUACAGCCGGCUUAUGUUUCUUGGCCAUACAGCCCGCUCAAACGAUUCCUGGUUGGAUUCUCGGCGAUGUUUUCCUUCGCGAGUACUACGCCAUCUUUGACCAAGGACAGGGGCGCUCUGGUCUUGCCAAGAUCGCAGGGAAUAGUCUGCCCCUCCAACCACCCAGCCUCCCUUCGCCCGUCGUUCAGCCUGGAGGCACGACGAGCAAUCCCAUUAGAUCGCAAGCAUCUUCGAUACUGCCUCAGGCUGGGAUCGCCUUGGCUGCCGUGUCUGCCAUCGUCUGCUUGGCGGUGAUAAGCUUGAUUUGAGUCGGUGUCUUGCGGUGAGAUGGCACCGAAGACAUCUCGAUGAUGCUGGCAAAUACUUGGCCGCAUCCGAUUCACUCCCCCCCUCAGCCAACAUCCAAACAAAGCCGCACAUCGUGGGCCUCAUUCACCGACCCAGUAGGGUUGAAAUCACUCUCUCCUCAUUGAUCUUCUCCAACUCAAUCCCUGAACCGUUGUAAACGAAACUGUCGUUUGAUUCUAUGAGACUCGCACAAAUCAAUCGUGCUGUUCUACACCGCC